Molecule: messenger RNA, 2876 nt
Organism: Carica papaya (papaya)
Lineage: Eukaryota; Viridiplantae; Streptophyta; Magnoliopsida; Brassicales; Caricaceae
Product: Subtilase family protein
Biological process (GO): proteolysis
Molecular function (GO): serine-type endopeptidase activity
Source: RefSeq, a predicted model, not a curated record
CCAUUUUCAACGACUCAUCUCUGGUUUUCAUUUUUAAAUUGAUAAAAUGAUCACACCGACGGUGGCAUUCACGUAAAUUAUUAAACAUUCGUGCCCAUUCUCACAAGUUUCAGUGUAUAAACCCGACACACGACUGUUUUUCUUCUUCUAUCCUCCCUUGACAGUCGCAGCCCAAGAGCGAUUGUUGUGGAUUCCCUUUCCUUCCCAUCUUCUUCUUUCUCACAUUUCAUACCAGACCAAUGGGCUCCAUUACCCGUGCCGCCCCCUGCUUCGCUACCCUCUUCCUCCUCCUCCUCCUCCUCCUCCUAGGACAAUGUCUCUCGGAGACAGCCAGGCGGACCUACAUAGUCCACAUGAAUCCCCAUGCCAAACCCUCUUCCUUCUCCACCCACCAUGAUUGGUACUCUGCCAGUCUCCACUCUCUCUCCUCUUCCUCUUCCUCCGACUCUCUCCUCUACACCUACACUGCCGCCUUCCAUGGCUUUGCUGCCUCUCUCGACCCGAUUGAGGCGGAGGCACUCCGUCGAUCCCACUCCGUACUGGGAGUUUACGAGGAAACCGUCUACACUCUCCACACAACGCGAACCCCAGAGUUCUUGGGUCUUGAUACUGACUUCGGGUUGUGGGCCGGGCACAAUGCACAGGACCUUGAUCACGCUUCUUAUGAUGUCAUCAUUGGGGUUCUGGACACCGGGGUCUGGCCGGAGUCUAAGAGUUUCGAUGACUCGGGCAUGCCUGAGAUCCCCUCUAGAUGGCGCGGCGAGUGCGAAUCAGGUUCCGAUUUCAGCCCAUCUCUGUGCAACAAGAAGCUUAUUGGGGCCCGAAGCUUCUCAAGGGGCUACCACAUGGCUGCCGGUGGCAGUUACAUGAAAAAACCCAAGGAAAUCCCAUCGCCCAGAGACGUAGACGGUCACGGCACCCACACUGCCAGCACAGCCGCCGGCGCCGCCGUUUCCAACGCCAGUCUGCUCGGUUACGCAAGCGGGACUGCACGUGGCAUGGCCCCUUAUGCGCGCGUGGCCACCUACAAGGUCUGCUGGGAGACGGGAUGCUUCGGAUCCGACAUUCUCGCGGGUAUGGAGAGAGCCAUACUGGACGGGGUGAACGUGCUCUCGCUCUCUCUUGGUGGUGGAUCUGCUCCUUACUACCGCGACACUAUAGCAAUUGGAGCGUUCAGUGCGAUGGAAAAAGGCAUCUUCGUCUCAUGCUCGGCUGGAAACAGUGGGCCUGGCAGGGCUUCGCUUGCCAAUGUAGCGCCGUGGAUUAUGACCGUCGGAGCCGGGACCCUGGACCGUGAUUUCCCGGCUUACGUUGUGUUGGGCAACAAUAAGCGCUUCACUGGCGUCUCGCUUUAUAGUGGCAAAGGAAUGGGAACCAAACCGGUGGGUCUGGUUUACAGCAAAGGGACAAACAACACGAGCAACCUGUGCUUGCGCGGCUCUCUCGAUCCGGCACUCAUACGUGGGAAGGUGGUAGUCUGUGACAGAGGGAUCAACGCACGUGUGGAGAAGGGAGAGGUUGUGCGCGAUGCUGGUGGGGUGGGAAUGAUAUUGGCGAACACGGCGGCAAGCGGCGAGGAGAUGGUGGCGGACAGUCACUUGUGUCCGGCGGUUGCGGUGGGGAGAAAGGCCGGGGAUAUGAUAAGGGAAUAUGUUAGGUCGAGUGCCAACCCAACGGCUGUAUUGACGUUCGGAGGGACGGUGCUCAACAUCAAGCCGUCGCCGGUAGUGGCAGCGUUCAGCUCGAGGGGACCGAACUUGGUGACGCCGCAGAUCUUGAAACCUGACUUGAUUGGGCCUGGCGUCAACAUCUUGGCCGCUUGGUCGGAGGCCAUUGGACCCACUGGUAUGGACAAGGAUACCAGGAAAACUCAGUUCAACAUCAUGUCAGGUACAUCCAUGUCCUGCCCACACAUCAGUGGUGUGGCAGCACUUCUGAAAGCAGCCCACCCAGAGUGGAGUCCAAGCGCAAUCAAGUCUGCCCUCAUGACCACUGCUUACACCCUUGACAACACCAAAUUCCCACUCAGGGACGCCGCGGGCGGUGGGUUCUCCAACCCCUUCGCUCAUGGGUCAGGUCAUGUUGACCCGCAAAAGGCUCUCAACCCCGGACUCGUUUAUGACAUCUCUACUGAGGAAUAUAUCUCCUUCCUCUGUUCCCUGGACUACACGCUGGAGCACGUGCAAGCCAUUGUCAAGCGGCCCAAUAUCAGCUGCGCAAACAAAUUUGCCGACCCAGGGGAGCUUAAUUACCCUUCCUUCUCAGUCUUGUUCAAUAACAAGAGAGUUGUGAGAUACACUCGUGAGUUGACCAAUGUGGGUUCAGCCAGGUCCAUGUAUAAUGUUAGCGUGUCUGGGCCAUCUUCUGUUGGGAUCAAGGUCAGGCCCACACGGCUCAUGUUCAGAAGUGUGGGAGAGAAGAAGAGAUACACGGUAACCUUUGUGGCAAAGCGAGGUGUAACUCCUACGAGUAGGUCAGAAUUUGGGUCCAUUUCUUGGAUCAAUUCACGACAUCAAGUGAGGAGCCCAGUGUCAUUAGCAUGGACCCAGUUGUGAUCACUUUGUCUGAAACAUCAAAUUUCCAUUUUGGGUUUGUGUUUAUGGGCCUGGCACUUAAUGGGUUUAAGAAGACUGGGUUAAAAAUGGCUCAGACGCAUUGGAUAAGAACAUGCUUCCUCACGGUUUUGCCUUUGAAGGGAAGGCAGCCAGCCAGCCCAGAUAGGUGAAAUUUUUAUUGUAUUGUUUGUUCCUACAACUAAUGUAAUAGGAUGAGUGACAUACCAAUUUAAGAAAUAUUGGUUUUACUUUCACAAGAUAGCAAGAUGUCUCCUGGUAUUUUGUUAUGUUAAGAAAGUAAUAAACAGGUUGGGUUCUUAA